This is a messenger RNA of Mercenaria mercenaria, 459 nucleotides long. RefSeq lists its product as uncharacterized. The coding region runs from base 1 to 459 and encodes 152 amino acids. The transcript is spliced from 2 exons. The record is from RefSeq and is a predicted model, not a curated record. NCBI's taxonomy places the organism in Eukaryota, Metazoa, Mollusca, Bivalvia, Venerida, Veneridae.
AUGUCAUUGUCUGCUGGUGAUACGUCAUCGUCUGCUUGUAAUACGUUAUUGUCUGCUGGUGAUAGACCAUCAUCUGGUGGUAAUAUGCCAUCUUCAGCUGGUGAUACGUCACCACCUGCUGCUGAAAUGUUACCAUUUGCUGAUCAAAUGCCGUCGUCUUCUGGCACUUGGUUAUCUUCAGCUGGCGAUAUGCCAUCGUCUACUGAUUGUUUGCCAUUGUCUGCUGGUGAUAGGGCAUCGUCUGCUGGUGAUAUGCAGACUUCUGCUGGUGAUAUGCUGUCGUCUGCUGGUUAUAUAUCAUCGUCCGCUGAUGAUAUAUUUUCGUCUGCUGGUAAUAAAUCAUUAUCUGCUGUUGAUAGGUCAUCGUCUGCUGGUGAAAUGCAGUCAUCUGCUGGUGAUAUGUUGUCGUCUGCUGGUUAUAUUCUAUCGUCUCUGGUGAUAUAUUUCGUCUGCUGGUAA